UGACCAGAACAGUAAUUUAUUUUCAUGAACACCUUCGCUCUAAUUGCUUUCCUCUUCCGAGUAGAGCUAAGUACAAACGAGUGGUCUAGGGCGACGGGUACUGUUUCUCUGCUAUUUCGCCAUGGAAAUUGCUCAAAAUACAAAGUGAAGGCAGACACAUAAAAUCGUAUCUAUAUCAUAUUUCGUUGGUAAUUUAAGAGGGCACAAAAGAUUAACCUUUCUUUAGUAUAAAAUUUCGAGAAGUUGAAGGAUAGUGAAAUGUGGACAAUCCCAUGAAAGGCAUAUCAUCCUUAGCUGCAUUAUCAGCGUCGCUCUCUUCUUUGAGAUUUAUUCGGUCUUCUGAUGGUUGUGGCCGCGACUAUACCUCUUCAAAAAUCGUGGCAAAGAAGAGCAAUAACAAAUCCAAGCAGCCACCUUCUCCUAAGGGUUCAGAGCCUCCGAGGAUUACGUCAAAUUUGAAACAAAAUUUGCAAUUCAUAAAAUUAGGGAAGGAGAUCGAAAAGAAAAGACAUAUAGUAAAUAAGGCUGCCACUCGUUAUCGUAAAAAAAAGGCAGAGAAGGAAGAACUUCCUGAAGAUACAGAGCUCUACAGUGAAGAACCAGCUCUCACACCUUACUAUAAUGCUUUUCCUAGCAUAAAUGAGGUUAUAAACACUGCUGCAAUUCCUGUCUUGCUUGUUGAUGGCUAUAAUGUGUGUGGCUUUUGGGCUAAGUUGAAGAAGCAUUUCUUGAAUGGAAAACUAGACAUUGCUCGCCAAAAACUAAUUGAUGAACUGGUCACAUUCAGCACAGUUAGAGAGCUAAAAGUGGUUGUUGUUUUUGAUGCCAUGAUGUCUGGGCUGCCUUUUCACAAGGAAACAUUUGCUGGUGUUGAUGUGGUGUACUCAACUGAAACAUGUGCCGAUGCAUGGAUUGAGAAAGAGGCUGCAGAUUUGAGGAGGGAUGGCUAUCCAGAAGUCUGGGUUGUAACGUCUGACCUAAAUCAACAAAUUGCAGCCUAUGGAGCAGGAGCUUUUGUUUGGAGUUGCAAAACAUUGGUAUCUGAGAUCAAAACUGCAGAGAAGGAGCUUGAGAGGAUGUUGCGAGAACAAAGAUCUACAUCCAUGCAAGGCAAAUUGCUGAAACACAAUCUUGAUCCGGAUGUCGUGACUGCUCUCAAGGAUCUUAGGGACAAGCUUUCUGAAAGUGAAUCGCGUAAAAAUUGUGGACUGAUCUCAACCGUUGAUAACGGCUGUAAAGCUAGGGAAUAUGGAACAAAGAAGUGACAUUUUGGUAAUUUCAAACUUUGAAGUGCAUUGGUCAACACUACAAAGUGCAAUAAUCAUUAAACAAAGUGCACCUAGUGAUAUAUGAAGUGUAUUCUUUGAGAGCAUAUUUACAUAUCAUCGGAUACACUUUGUAGUUGUGCACGAUGCACUUUUAAACUUUGAAAUAUUUACAAAAAUGUCCUCACGUUUUUUCUA
Molecule: messenger RNA, 1463 nt
Organism: Ipomoea nil (Japanese morning glory)
Lineage: Eukaryota; Viridiplantae; Streptophyta; Magnoliopsida; Solanales; Convolvulaceae
Exons: 11
Coding region: 273-1265 (330 amino acids)
Source: RefSeq, a predicted model, not a curated record